GCCACCUGAUUGGUCCUCACUUUUCGGCUCUUGAUUAUUGAGCUCACUGUUAUUUUUACUGUAACCGUGUGUCCUGCUGAACCCGCUCUCGGUCUGGAGGACGUUAUAGGAGGACCCAGGACGGCUGGGUGUAUGUAUGUGUGUUGUUUUUUUAUUAUUAUUUAAAUCCUGGGUGGAUAAGCUAGCUAAAACUUAAACUAAGCUAAGCUAGUUGAAUUUGAAUGGAUCCGAGGGUCGCCUGGAUUCAGCCGGAACAGAAGGGACCUGCUAAUGCGUUAUGGAUGCAUGUGUGGGAGACGUCUCAGGGAAUCCGGGCUAACUCUUCUCACCAUCACCGCCAACAACCACCACCACAGCAGCAACACAGCGAGCCUGGGUGUUCAUCAUCAUCCUCAUCAUCAUCCUCAUCAUCAUCCAGCACCCACCACCAUCCUCAUCCUCCUCUUCCUCCUUCUUCUCACCACAGCAAUGCCAACAGCACUAAUAUCCGGAGCUCCUUCGCGACAUUAUCGAUUAAUAAUAAUAACAACGUUAGCUCCGCGUCACCUCCUCUGAACGCCAGAGAGAUGGCUCCCACUGAGACGGGCUCUCGGUCUGCUCCGGACCCGGACCCGGACUGCUCCUACUCGGUUUCCUCUUCCGCCUUAAGGGCUAACGAGACCAACAAAAACCGCUUGUGUUUCAGUUUCAACGAACUGAACAACGUCAACCAAAAUCACCUUCAUAAUCAUUAUCACCACCAUCAUCAUCAUCAUCAUCACCACCACCAACAUUCGCGAUAUUUCCAUCCGGAACAGCAGCCGUAUUUCCAGCAGAACUGCAUGAAGCGCUACCCGGUCACCCCGGGAUUUAACAACCACAAUAACCACCAUCACCACCAUCACCCGGGACGGAGGAAACAUGAAAAUAAAGCGAGCACAUACGGGAUAAAUUAUCUCCUCUCCAACUGGACUAACGGCAAUCAUGUCAGUCCUGUUACACUGUGGAAAACCAGGACGUACAGCCCAGGACUUAACGGGCUUCAUGAGGAGAUCAUAGACUUCUACAACUUCAUGUCGCCUCGACCCGAAGAGGCCACCAUGAGGCAAGAGGUAGUCGACCGUAUCGAGUCCGUCAUCAAGGAGCUGUGGCCAAGUGCUGACGUUCAGAUAUUCGGCAGCUUUAGCACUGGACUCUACCUCCCAACCAGUGACAUUGACUUGGUGGUGUUUGGGAAAUGGGACAGACCCCCCCUGCAGCAGUUGGAGCAGGCCCUCCGGAAAAAUAACGUGGCCGAGCCAUGCUCUAUCAAAGUACUUGACAAAGCUACGGUACCAAUUAUUAAACUGACCGAUCAGGAAACGGAGGUCAAAGUGGACAUCAGUUUCAACGUGGAGACUGGAGUCAAAGCCGCCCGCUUCAUCAAGGAUUACGUGAAGAAAUAUACCGUGCUGCCUUACUUGAUCUUCGUGCUGAAGCAGUUCCUCCUGCAGAGGGAUCUGAACGAGGUCUUUACUGGAGGCAUCAGCUCCUACAGCCUCAUCCUGAUGGUCAUCAGCUUCCUGCAGCUCCACCCCCGAAUCGACGCCAGGAACCCCAACAUGAACCUCGGCGUUCUGCUGAUCGAGUUCUUCGAGCUGUACGGUCGCCAUUUUAACUACCUGAAAACGGGCAUCAGGAUCAAGAACGGCGGUGCCUACAUGGCCAAAGAGGACAUCAUGAAAGCCAUGAGCAACGGCUACAGGCCGUCCAUGCUGUGCAUCGAGGACCCUCUUCUUCCGGGUAACGACGUGGGCAGGAGCUCGUACGGAGCCAUGCAGGUGAAACACGUGUUUGACUACGCCUACAUCGUCCUCAGCCAUGCGGUGUCGCCUCUCGCAAACUCCUACCCCAACAAGGACAGCGACAGCACUUUGGGACGCAUCAUCAAAGUCACCCAGGAAGUGAUCGACUACAGGGAGUGGAUCGUUAACAAGUGGGGAAGCAAGCAAAGCGAGAGGAAUAACGGUCCUGCUCAUAAAGACUCGGCGGAGCAGGCGGACUCGAGCGCUCUGCGCAGCGUCGGAGUGGAGGAGCAGCAGCAACUCCAGAGAGACUCUGCGUCUCCUCACAGCGCCGACUCUCCCAUGUCUCUGUCCAGCCCUCAGCAGCACUCGUCUGCUUCGUCUCUGUCAGGCAGCGACAUCGACUCGGACUGCACGCCGUGCGCGGCCCCGGCAGUGCCCUCGUACCCUCUGCAGACGCUGGCACCGGGCACGCUGAGCAAGGCCAACCUCACCAUGCCACUCACAAUGCCUGCUGCCAACCAGACGAGAGUAUCGAUGCCUGGGAGUCUUCCUCUCCACGUUUUACCUGGCAGACAGCAGGCUGGUCCCAAGGGCUUCCACAACCCGGCUUUACCACACAGCCUCACCCAGUACAACCGCAACAUGUGGCGACAUAGGAAGAGGGACGGUCUACCAACCAGCGUCAGCAGAUAAACACAGCGUACUCCUCCUCCCUACCUCCACCACCUCCUUCACCUUCCUCUCCUCCCCCCAUCCCCCCGCUCCUCUCGUUCCUCCUCUUCCUCCUCCCGUCAUAAAACGAUGAAAACUCGACGAGCCCUCCUGCUGGCGGGGCGCGAGCCGAGAGACCAGCAGUUUCUGCCGCAGCUCCUCGCUCAGCAGCUGCGCUAACGGUGGUGCUACUUUUACUCUCCCACUCCAUCCGUGCACGCGUGUGAAUUUCACAAACUCCACCCACGAACCCUGAGGACGCCCUCAGAGCUGGUUCGACCAUCUACACCACGACUUCUGCUCACAAGGGAAACGUUUUUGUUGUUGUUGUUGCUUUUUUUUUCUUCUGUGCGUGACUUCCCUUUUCAAUCGAGGGUUUUAUGUUUAUUUUCCUAACGGGACACCAUACACAGACGCUAGAUUCAGCGGCUUAUCGGCAUCAUCAUAACAUGGGGAAGGGAUUGUGUUUGUGUGUUUUUUAUUUUUUCUUCUUCACUGUGUGUUUGUGUGUGCAUGCAAUCACAAGUGUUUGAGCAGACAACAUGGAGUGGGUUCUUUGUGCAAUAACUUCUUCUUCUUAUUUUCUCUUUGGGUCACUUUAGAUGAGAACUAUUAUUAUUUAAUUAUGCAUUUUUUCCCUUCUUUUUUUUUUUUUUUUUUAAUCGCUUUUAUUUUUUAGAGAGUUUUUAAUUUUCCAUAAAAUGACACACUCGCCCCUAUUCGGAUUCAAGAAAUCCGUAGACAUUAAGCUUUAUUUGAGUAAUUUCGGAGGCGAUUAAUCCGUCAUAGCCUCACACCCGACCCUGACCACUGAGUGGGAUGGGGGGAUGGGGCAUUGCACUCAGAUGAGGGGUGUGUGUGUGUGUGUGUGUGUGUGAGAGUGAGAUACUGUUUUGAAGAAUGAUUUUAACAGGCUGUCUGCAGGUGGCACCAUUUCCUCAUUUGUCUCCGGAUUUUCUCAGCACUCUUGCGGUGUGUGUGUGCGUGUUGGUGAGAGUGAACGGGUGUGUAUCCUUGAACAUGGGUCUGUCUUAGCCGUAGCUCAGCAUACAUUAGAGCUACGCUGCAUGACAGCCAAAGAAGCCUAUGUUCCAGCACUCGGACCUUCAUGUUAGAUGGUGUGUGUGUGUGUGUGUGUGUGUGUGUGUGUGUGUGUGUUUCCCUUUUAGAUUGCUCUAUGUGUAAGUAAUUCUGAGAGCCUGAGAAGCUGAACUGCACAUGCAGCUGAGAGACGGGCCAAAGCGCCCCUCUUGGACUCCCUGAGCUGUUGGUCAGCACUCAAAUCAAACGAAAAGGGAACUUACUCUGAUUCCUUUCUGGGAUCUUUGUGCUUUUCCAGGUACUUGUAAUAUUUUAUUGCCUUUGUCAGGUUUUUUUUGUUUUGUUUUAUUUUGUUUUGUUCCUGUACUGUAUCAUAUUUCCUGUCUGUAUAUAGCACACUAAACUGUAUUGCUGUUACUUUGGGGUGUUGCAGGCAUACAGGUUGUUGUAACUAUGCAAAUGGCGUUUUGAAUCCUUCUUCGUUUGACAACCACAUCUCGAAGCCCGAGAGGAAAGACGAGAAAGAAUAUGAGUUUAAAAAGGCAGGCUAACCGAGGUAAAUGUGAACGGUUUGUGUAAAGGAAAAAUUUUUUAAAAAACAACCAAAAACAAAACAAAAGGAAAAUAUUUAAAAAAAAAAAACUGACUACUGCUGUCGUAAAGUGUUUUUGCAGCAGGUGGAAUCUUUCCCGUCUCUCUCUCUCUCUCUCUC
Ictalurus furcatus (blue catfish) is the source of this 4230-nucleotide messenger RNA. It is a transcript of the gene tent4a, whose product is annotated as terminal nucleotidyltransferase 4A. NCBI's taxonomy places the organism in Eukaryota, Metazoa, Chordata, Actinopteri, Siluriformes, Ictaluridae. Bases 222 to 2459 code for a protein of 745 amino acids. Gene Ontology annotation, molecular function: mRNA binding; poly(A) RNA polymerase activity. The record is from RefSeq and is a predicted model, not a curated record. Gene Ontology annotation, cellular component: TRAMP complex; nucleolus. Gene Ontology annotation, biological process: RNA 3'-end processing. The transcript is spliced from 13 exons.